Botrytis fragariae is the source of this 4605-nucleotide messenger RNA. RefSeq lists its product as uncharacterized. Bases 1 to 4605 code for a protein of 1534 amino acids. The record is from RefSeq and is a predicted model, not a curated record. Lineage: Eukaryota; Fungi; Ascomycota; Leotiomycetes; Helotiales; Sclerotiniaceae. The transcript has 4 exons. Gene Ontology annotation, molecular function: transcription coregulator activity. Gene Ontology annotation, biological process: regulation of DNA-templated transcription.
AUGGCCUCAAAUUUUCCACAAAUGGGUGGUGCGGGCCAGAUGAUGCCUCAGCAACAACAGCAACAGCAGCAGCAGCAGCAACAACAACAACAACAACAACAGGCUCACAUGCAAAUGCAUCCAAAUCGACAACCCCAGCAAUUAAAUCAUAUAAUAUUCCAGAAGAUUCAACAACAAGGACCACCACCGUCAGGAUGGCAGCAAAUAGUGUCGAGUCAAGAACGUAUGGCAGUCGUUUUCAAUAUAAUUGGUGCUUUACGACUUAUUUCUCAAGGUCAAAACACACCUCAGCACAUGUUUAAGCUUCUUGACAUUGCCCUUGGCUUCGAGAAAGAAGCAUUUCUGACCUCGCCCGAUAAAGGUUCCUACAAAAAUAAAAUGGCCGAGAAGCAGCGUGACUUACAGCAAGCUCGAAUGCAAUCCCAGCAAACUAUGCAACAACAAGUCAACUCACAAGCCCAAGCCCAAGCCCAGCAGCAACAGCAGCAGCAGAUGAUGAUGAAUCAAAAUGGCAUGCAAGGCCAAAUGCCGAGAAACAUUCCUCAGCAACCUCCCCAGCAAGGCUUUCAACAUCUUCAACACCAGAUGCAAGCGUCGCCUCUACCCCCUCAGCAACCUCAGCCCAUGCAGAACGGCCUCCCAAAUGAUUCCCUUCCACAGAAUAUGCCUCAGAAUCCACAGUUGCAAGCAAAUGGCAUGCCAAAUCAAAUUCAGCACGCAUCUGGCAGACCCAUGAAUGGCCAGCCACAAUUACAACCGACACCGACGCCAAACGAGAUGCAGGAAAUGAAUCGAGAAGCCAUCAGAAUGUGCAGCGAAGCAUCAGACAAUGAUAAAAUUAACAUCCGGAACACCUUGAGGGCAAAAAUGACUCCACAGCAACUCCAAUCGCAGGAACAGAGUGGAGCAGACAUCGCGUUUCUAUGGUAUCGCCAGCAACUCAUGAAUAGAUGGCGUCAUCGUCACUUGCCGAUGGGGCAAGGACAACACCCUACACUUCCACAGCACCCACAAAAUGGUUCUGCAACGGCUCCGGCCAUGCAGCAACAGCGUUCCAUGAACCCAAGCCCAAUGAACGGUCAAUCGCAACCCCCUACAACCAUGGGCGGGGGCCCAGACUUUAAUUCUUUCUUGGGCAAUAUGGAAAACUUAAUCGGUCAACAGCAGCAAGCGGGGGUCUUGGCUCAGGAAGCAGGUCAGGUUGUUGUACCUGUCAGUGCGCCAAGGAAUAACACUCCUCAACCUAAUGUUACAAUGCCAGGACAAGCGAUCAACAUGAACGAACAACGUUCGGCUUCGAACCCCAUGGCGAGAACGCAGGCCCAACAAGUCCAAAUGUUUAAUGCUCAACAGUCACAGAGAUUUCAACAACAACAGCAGGCACAGCAGGCACAAGCUCGUGCAAAUGCGGCCGCUAAGGCACAGAUGGGACUGCAAGGUCAGCCUGGUGGAAUGGGUCCGGGGAACAUGCAAUCACAACAGAGCCCUGCCAUGAAUACGCUCAACGCUCCCAUGAGGACGCCAUCUCAGCAGAUGGGCCACCCUGAGGCCGGUGGAAUGAUGCAUAAUCCACCAUUUGGCCAGUCACUGGAUCCACGCUUCGCUAACCCAAGGAUGUUUGGUAAUUCCAUGAAUCAAUUCAACCCCGCAAUGUUGCGAGAUAUGGGCCCAGAACAGCGCCAACACUUCUCAAAUUUGCCACCUGACAAGAUGAGUGAAUUUGCGAAAAAUUGGCAGGCCCGGCAGCAGCAGAAUCCAAUGCAACAGGCACCACAAAUGGCGAUUCAAGGGAAUAAUAAUCCACUCCGUCAAGGACAACCGGGACCACAGUCUGCACAACUCUUGCAACAGCAACAUGCUUUAAGUCAGUUUAUGAUGACACACCCUGGACAGCGACCCCCUGCAUCAUUGUUGAACAAUCUGACUGCGCAACAACAGCAACUGAUCGUACAACAACAAAUGGCUCAGAAUGCAGGCAUGCAGCCCCGGCCUGGAAAUCUGCCUGCAGAUAAUAACAGACUGGUGCAACAAAUGGACAAUAUGGAUAUCCCUGCACAAUUUCUCGCUAAUAACCAGAUGCUACAAGGAAUCCCUCCAGAGGUCAAGAAGUGGGGCCAACUGAAACAAUGGGUUAGCUCGACUCCCACAAUGCCACCACAGGCACUCGACUCCGUGAAGAACGCACAAAAGAUGCACUUGAUGCAGCUUAGUCAAGCGAGACGAGCCGCACAACAGCAGCUCAACCCAAUGCCCACGCAGACUCCAGUCGCAGGUCAGAAUGCAAUGCCUAUGGCACCUCCAAGAAUGUCGGCUCCUGUUGCCCAAAUGGGCCAGAAUCCUACUCAAAUGCCUAUGGGAAUGAAUAUGGGUCCUGGAGCAAUGCGACAGUUCACACCCCAGGACAUUGCGAACCUUCGUAAUCACCCAAGUGGUAAACUUCUUGCCGCCACUGAUGACCAACUCCGACAUAUCCUGAUGCAAAAUCAUAUGCAACGUCGUCAAAUGGCAGCAAGCAUGGCGCAGACGAAUGGUCAACAGAUUCCACAAAACACGAUGCAGGGACUGCCGAACUCAGCCCAAAUGAUGACAACACAGCAACCAUCUGGACAGAUGCCACAGCAGAAGCCAGCAACUUCGGCGCCAGAGCCUGCAGGCACACCCAUUCCUACACCUGCUAAUCGCCCCCGGCCUCCACCAAAUAACAAGCCAGCAACCGCACAGAACUCGUCACCUGCUCAACCUUCCAAGAAUAAUCUGAAACGAGCUAGUAGCGAUGAUGUUGUAGAAGUGCCAAAUCCCAAUGGACAACAGGGCCCAGCGCCAGCACCGCAGCAGAGAAAUAUUACCCGGCUCACACCAGAACAGAUAGCGAAACUUGAUCCAGAGCAAAAGAAAGCCUACGAGGCUACUCUACGUAGAAUGUUCAACGCAAGACAGCAGCCACCAAGCAACCCUGAGGUGGAAAUGAUUACCAGAAAAUUCAAGGAAUUUGCUGCCGAAGAAGAAAAGGCUUACAACGAUAACCCACCCGGUGAGAUUUUUAUGGAUGAGGAGUCGAAGCAAAGCAUGCGCAAGGCCUUGGAACCUAUGCCUGCUCAUCUCAACAACGUCUCGAAGGCCAUGUUAAGGUGGUAUCAACAAACUCGUGAUGAUUCUCGAGCUAAAUUAUUUUUCCGUGCUCGAUGUCGUUUGACGAAGCAAUUCAAAGACCCCGGUACUAUGAGGGAACUCAAAGAUACUUUUUCGAUGAGGCCCGCUGAUGUGGAGCAAGCUAAAACGUUUCUUAAUACAAUGGUAAUGGAUAUCGUCAAUAAAAAUCCAAUGUUUAAGAAGAAUGGUGGAUCGUCAGAUCCUCAAGGUGCAUCAGCCAAUCCAUCUGGUGCAUCGACGGCCCAAACUUCGGAGGCAGGCGUGCCACUUAAUGCUGCCAAUUUACAGCAGCAGCAGCAGCAGUUGCUCAAGAUGAACCACCAAAGAUCGAAUAGCCGCGGUUCUCACCCCCCUGCAGCCCCUACGUCAUCCCAGCCACCGUUUCCAUUUGGAGCUUCGUCUCCUCAUGGUCAGCCUACAUAUCCUGGGAAGCCUCCUGCUUUCACUCCGGAAAAACUCCAUAUCCCCGCACGUAAGAAGCAGAAGCCAAACGGAACACCAGGCCAAGGUCAAGGCACUCCAGGAUCGACUUCCUCGCCCCAGAUCACCAAAGUCCCCUCACCGGAGGUCAAGCGUCAACAAAUUCCAGAGCCAAAGGUUCCGGCCAAGCCGACCUGGCCAUGUAACGACGAGGUUUGCGAACGCCAAAACACCGGAUUCGAAAGUCAAGAGGAGCUUGCUCGUCAUACUCAAGUGGAGCACAGGCUACCAAUGCAAAACCCACAGAAGUUUGCUGAGGAUCAUCUCCGACCAGUUCUAGGUCUGGAUUCUCAAAAUCAGUCAAAUCCAGCAAUGGCGACUACGGAUGCAGCUACGUCAUUCAACCAAGGUCAGACACCGAAGGUUGAGACUGCCACUCCAUCUGCUUCAGCUGCUACGCCUAUGAAUCGUCAAAACUCAACGAAUUUGCAGGGUGGCAUGAUGCAAGGUAAAGUCAAGCACCAGUCUGGUUUGGUUACGGAUACAGCCAAGUCCCAGAAAGGUAUGAACAAGGAUGAAUCGAAUGCACCAGCUCAAGAAGUUAAUUCGGAUCCUUGGGCAAAUGCUACAAUCGAUCCUAAUGAGCUUAUCCGCGCUUUCCAGCCAUUCGAAGGUGGCGCUGGCGGGGCGAUCUCCGAUGCGAAUAACUACCGGUCCAUAACACCAAAUGAUACUCCAGAAUCGAGUAAAGACGGUGUAUCAGAGCCCACUAGUGAUAUCUCUGAAGGGGUCAACUUGGACAUUGCCUUGGACGUGUUUGAUGAGGCAUGGUUUCCAUUCGGACUCAGUGAUACUGAUGCUCUUGUGGAAAAUCACACCAACACCUACGACGCAAAUUUUGAUGAAGACUUGACCAUGUUUGAUGAUGCGGAGUUUGCUAACGCUCCACAAACAUGGGAUGAUAUGGAUGGCAAAGUAAAUUUUAAUGAACCGUUUCAAUUCAACAUAGAUGAGCAUUAUUCGAUGGAUAUCUAG